UGAGAGAGAGAGAGAGAGUUUGUGUGUAAGUAUGUGCAGAGAGACAUCAACAGGGCCGCAACCAGAGCUUCCAUGGAAGCCAAAGAUCGUGCUCUCUGUCCUUUCUGCCCUGACGGACGCCUUACAGCGUCCCAACGGCACCAUGAACCGCCGUAUACACGAUUUCGUUGACCUGAAAGCCAAAGCCAGAGAUAUACCCGUUAGAGGCGUAAAAACCUCCGAUGUAACCGUCGACGCCACCCGAAACCUCUGGUUUCGUCUCUAUACACCUACCGACAACGCCGCCAAAGCCGACGUCACCCUCCCCGUCAUUGUCUACUUCCAUGGCGGAGGUUUCGCCUUCUUCAGCCCCGGCUCCAUUUUCUACCACGAUUUCUGCCUCAGAUUGGCACGCAAGAUACCCGCUAUCGUUAUCUCCGUCAACUACCGUCUCGCACCUGAGCACCGCUUUCCAUCACAGUACGAAGAUGGCUUUGAGACUCUCAAGUUCCUCGACGACGCAAAAAUCCCCAAUUUUCCAGAGAACGCCGAUCUUUCGAAGUGCUUUCUCGCCGGCGACAGUGCCGGAGCAAAUCUUGCUCACCACGUGGCUAUCAGGAUCGGAGAGGCGGAAUUCAGGAACGUGAGAGUGAUCGGACAGAUAUCGAUACAGCCAUUCUUCGGCGGCGAAGAGAGGACGGAAUCGGAGAUCCGGCUUACGAAGGCAUACUUGGUGACGAUGCCAAGAACGGAUUGGGUAUGGAGGGUUUUCUUGCCGGAAGGGGAGAACAGAGACCACGAAGCGGUGAACGUGACGGGGCCGAAGGCUGUGAAUAUAAUGGGGGUAAAGUAUCCUGAAACGAUGGUGGUGGUGGGAGGUUUCGAUACGUUGCAGGAUAGGCAGAGGGAGUUCUGCAAAUGGCUUAGAAGGUCUGGGAAAGAAGUGAAACUGAUAGAGUAUCCAAGUGCAGUUCAUGCUUUUUAUUUUUUCCCUGAACUUCCUGAAACUUCACAGUUGAUGGAGGAGGCAAGAGAUUUUGUUCAUCAAAUUUCUGAUAAGAUGAGAGUUGAAGUGAGUAAAUCAAAAACAUGA
Molecule: messenger RNA, 1072 nt
Organism: Telopea speciosissima
Lineage: Eukaryota; Viridiplantae; Streptophyta; Magnoliopsida; Proteales; Proteaceae
Product: probable carboxylesterase 18
Exons: 1
Coding region: 32-1072 (346 amino acids)
Biological process (GO): pollen tube growth
Molecular function (GO): carboxylic ester hydrolase activity
Source: RefSeq, a predicted model, not a curated record